AAAUGUGGUGUUUGAGCUUACACCGUCUAUAUAAAUAGAGAUGGAAACGGUUUUGGUUGUGCAAAGUGCCACUGGUUCACUUGAACUCGAUAUGAGUGAAAGCACUAAAAUAAAUAGUUUCAAUUCCUUCCGCAUGGAACAGAAUUAACACUGUUAACAUCCUGUAAAACCUACAGUCGUAUUCGUACCGGGAAAUGAGGUGGCUGGGUAAUUCCCCACAUUGAAUGAGUCAGCUAACCCUGCCAUAGGUGAACUGCCUGGUGGCCCAACACAUUUGUCCCCACUGACCUUCCCAACUAAAUGAAUCUCAUACCCAAUGCUGACUGGGCAUUCUCCAACUACCCGAGGCUGUGUCGCCUUUGUGUGCAUAUGACUGCACUGCAAUGAAUUUGGACACCCCCCCACUUAGGAGCAGGGAAGUUGCGCCAAUGCACUUGAAUGCAACAAUUUCGGGCAAAGGGGCCUGCUUUUGAAUGCCCAUCUGCUACGUCAUCUGAUUCAGUCUUUUUGACAGAUAAUCUAUUGUUUUGAUUAUUCAGUUGCUUCACCAUUGAAGACAAAAGCAAAACAUUUGCGUUAUCUGGGGGGGUUUUCCCCCCCACUUGCUGAGCAUUUGACAUUCCUCUAAUUAUUCAGCAAAAUUAGUCAAUGAUUGAAAAUGAUUACUGAAGUUUAUUAACCAACACCUCUUAAUACCUUUGUCUUCAAAACUAAAAAAGGACGAUCUAUACUUUAAUUAAGCGUUAGCAGUGGAGCCAAUGACAAUACAAUACAAUCCGCUGCGUUCAAAUGAGGAGGCUAAAACGACUCGAUCCAAUCCAUGAGCAGCCUGCCCACUAUUUAAAGCUCGCCUAGUGAAGCGUCAGACCCUUCCUCCGGUCCCUUGUGGGGACUUCUCCGGAAGCAAAACACUUGCUCCCUGUCGGCGCGCAGCUGUCUGGGACAAACUGUGACGGACAAAAGUGAAGACUGAAAAUAACCAAUCGUCUGACAACUUCCGGUGACCUCAGCAACGGUCGAACAUUGUAUGCCCCGCCUCCUGUUGUCGGCUAAACUCCGAGGAACAGACUACAUUUAAGUAUGCUGCAGAGACUCGCUGCGUACCUGCGACGGCCCGCUGCUUCUCCUCGCGUGGCCGCAGUACGAUGCGUGUCCUCGGGCUCAGUGGACAUCACGGCGCCGCUGAACUUCUGGGCUGGAAAUAGACGGACCAGCCAAGAGAAACGCGACGCGGAAAACGUUUACGAGCCUGCAACGGGGCGAGUCCUGUGUCAGUUGGAGCCAUGUGGGGCUGCGGAGGUCAAUCAGGCUGUGGAGGCUGCGAAGUCGGCCUUUGGCCACUGGAGCAAGAUGUCUGGGAUGGAGAGGGCGAGGAUCAUGAUAGAAGCUGCCCAUAUCAUUGAGAGCAGGAGAGAGGAGAUAGCUGAAAUGGAAGUGGUCAACAAUGGGAAGUCCAUCACAGAGGCCCGUCUGGAUGUGGACUCUGCCAGACUGUGUAUAGAGUACUAUGCAGGGAUGGCCAGCACUCUGGCAGGCCAGCAUGUCCAGCUGCCUGGGGGGUCCUUUGCCUACACCCGCAGGGAGCCUCUGGGAGUCUGCGCUGGAAUCGGUGCUUGGAAUUAUCCUUUUCAGAUUGCAGCCUGGAAAUCUGCUCCAGCCUUGGCCUGUGGUAACUCUAUGGUGUUCAAGCCGUCACCAGUGACGCCUGUGACGGCGGUCCUGCUGGCAGAGCUGUACACCCAAGCUGGAGCUCCAGAGGGGCUGUUCAACGUGGUGCAGGGCGGCCAGGAGACCGGCAGUUUACUCUGCCACCACCCAGACGUCGCCAAGGUCUCCUUCACUGGGAGUGUGCCCACAGGCAAGAAGAUUAUGGAGAUGGCAUCCAAGGGGGUGAAGCCUGUAACUCUGGAGCUCGGGGGGAAAUCUCCUCUGCUCAUCUUCAAGGACUGCGAUGUGGAGAACGCUGUGAGGGGCGCUCUCAUGGCAAACUUCCUCUCUCAAGGCCAGGUCUGUAGCAAUGCUACCAGGGUGUUUGUCCAGAGGGAUAUUCUGCCUGAGUUUAUGGAGGAGGUGGUGAGGAGGACCCAGGCGAUUGAGAUAGGAGACCCACUAUUGGAGAGCACCCGAAUGGGGGCAUUGGUCAGCCGACCACACCUGGAAAGAGUCCUCUCCUUUGUUGAUCAGGCAAAGAAAGAGGGAGCUACAGUGUUGUGUGGAGGUGAACCUUUUAUCCCAUCAGAUCCUAAACUCAGAGGUGGAUACUACAUGACUCCAUGUGUUCUGGGCAACUGUACAGAUGAGAUGACCUGUGUGAAGGAGGAGAUCUUUGGUCCUGUCAUGUCUGUAUUGUCUUUUGAAUCAGAAGAGGAGGUACUAUGGAGAGCCAAUGACACCUCCCUGGGUCUGGCUGCUGGAGUUUUCACUAGUGAUGUGAGGCGAGCCCAUCGUGUGGUUGAGCAUCUCAAGGCUGGUUCCUGUUUCAUCAAUAACUAUAACAUCACUCCUGUGGAGGUGCCCUUUGGAGGCUUCAAGAUGUCAGGUAUAGGACGGGAGAAUGGCCAGGUGACAAUCGAAUACUACUCCCAGCUGAAGACUGUAUUUGUGGAGAUGGGAGAUGUGGACAGCUUAUUCUAAGAUCCGUACAUCAGGAGUAGGAUGGAGCUGUGGCAUUGCCCCAGAGACUGAAGAAGAUGUUCUGAUCAAGAACACUUCCAUCACUAAGGGACAGAACAUGAAAUACUGGUGCUUAAAGUGAAGGAUUUUUCAUUAUAUUCUGAAUGUGACGUAAAUGUAACACAGAGGCAAUCUGACAGGUCAAAUCGAAGUCCGUUAUGAUUUACUGAACCUUGAUUGAUUUCAGCCACCAUAGCAUAGAUAGAAUACUUGCACUGUGUUUUCCUGCAUAAUAUAUUAGUCAUCCAUGCACAGAAUAACAUGUUUACAGUGUUGUUUACAAGUCAAGCUUUAUUUCUUAAACAUAUCAGUAUAUUUUUGUAUACCUAAUAAUGAAGCACUUUGAACAUUGUAUUGAUUUAAUUAAUCUAGAUUGUACAGUUCAUGUAGACUUUUUGUACAACGUUGUCAAAAUUCGAACUGUGACGUUAUCAUCCUGCCUUGCCGGGAGAGAUUAUCAUGAAGGGAACCUGUCUAACACAUUUGCCUAUAAUAUCUGUUGUAACAUAACAUUAAACAGUGCUGAACAUUGUAAUAAAAUGAAGAAGUACUUCAUAUUAGUGUUUA
This is a messenger RNA of Acanthopagrus latus (yellowfin seabream), 3240 nucleotides long. It is a transcript of the gene aldh9a1b, whose product is annotated as aldehyde dehydrogenase 9 family, member A1b. Lineage: Eukaryota; Metazoa; Chordata; Actinopteri; Spariformes; Sparidae. Gene Ontology annotation, molecular function: aminobutyraldehyde dehydrogenase (NAD+) activity; 4-trimethylammoniobutyraldehyde dehydrogenase (NAD+) activity. Bases 1081 to 2634 code for a protein of 517 amino acids. The record is from RefSeq and is a predicted model, not a curated record. The transcript is spliced from 13 exons.